Messenger RNA from Phyllostomus discolor (pale spear-nosed bat), 2685 nucleotides. RefSeq names its product holocarboxylase synthetase (gene HLCS). Bases 70 to 2661 code for a protein of 863 amino acids. Gene Ontology annotation, molecular function: biotin--[biotin carboxyl-carrier protein] ligase activity. Gene Ontology annotation, biological process: protein modification process. The transcript is spliced from 12 exons. Lineage: Eukaryota; Metazoa; Chordata; Mammalia; Chiroptera; Phyllostomidae. The record is from RefSeq and is a predicted model, not a curated record. Gene Ontology annotation, cellular component: cytoplasm.
AGGGGCGGGCCGGCCGGGGAGCGCGAGCGUCCCGAGCCAGCGCCCCGAGCCAGCGCCCCGCGGCGGGCCAUGCUCAUCACGCUCUGCUACCUGUACCUGUGGGUGCGCUGGGGGCGCCGGCCGGCCGCGCUCGUGCGCGCCACGGUGCGGCGGCUGCUCGCCACGCGCUGUUCCUUCACGUUCUGCGGCGCGGCCGCGCAGCCCCGGGAUGCCCGCGUGUGCCUGAGCCGCGGCGGCCGCGUCUUCUGCGUCAGUGAGAGCCAGCCCGUUGACGACUUGAGCAAAUGGGCCCUGUUUCUUGUUUCUCCUCUCAUACUUGAAGCCGAACACGUAGCAUUCGUGACAGAGAGCAUUUGGGUGCACGGUGAGAGUUCACCGAGACCAUCCUCUUCUUCAGGCCCCGUUGUGAAGUGGUUGGACUGUUGUCUGCCGUUGGCUUGCAGACCCGGGGACCCUUACCAGCUGAUCGCCAGAGCCAGUGUGGAUGACUUCAGCAGGCUGGGUGUGGCGUUCAUGGAAGACCGCCUCCAGAUGGCCAAUGGACUGAUACCCCAGAAGAUUGUUUCAGUGCACCUGCAGGACUCGGCACUGAAGGAACUGGAGGACCAGGCCACGAGCAAGCCAGCCCACGCCCUGCAGCCCAGCCCCGACCCUGCCGCCGAUCCUGAGCCUGAGCCUGAGCCUGAUACGGGCAGGAUGGAGUGCCCUGGAGAUGGCGCCCCUGGGAGCGAGCCUGCCCAGGAGGGUGACCGAGGGGAGGGCUGCCUUGAGCUCUGUCACCUCCAUCUGUCUAGUUGCCACGAGUGUUUGGAGUUAGAGAACAGCACCAUUGAGUCUGUCAAGUUUGCAUCUGCAGAGAACAUUCCAGAUCUUCCCUACGACCCCAGCGGCGGUGUGGAGGGUGUUGCCGAGGCCACCCGCCCUGAGAGCGAAGGGAGGAGAGCCAACAUCACCGGGAAGGCGCCCAACAUCCUCAUCUAUGUGGGCUCCGACUCCCAGGAAGCCCUGGACAGGUUCCAGCAGGUGCGGUCGGUGCUGGCCGACUGCGUGGGCCCGGACAGCUACACCCUCUACCUCCUGUCGGGGGAGAGCGCCCGCCGGGACCCGUGGACGGACAACUGUCUGCUGUUGGUCCUUGCCACCAGGGGGUCUGUGCCCAAAGACCUGCACCAGAAGUUCAUGGCCUACCUUUCUCAGGGAGGGAAGGUGUUGGGCUUGUCUUCAUCCUUCACGUUCGCUGGCUUCCAGGUGACCAGCAAGGACGCGCUGCGGGAGACGGUCCAGGACUUGGUGUUCUCCAGGGCCGACCGGAGCCAGGUGAAGCUCAGCGUGCUGAGCAGCGGCUGUGUUUACGAGGAGGGCCCCGGGGAGCGGCUCGGCCUGGGCGGGCUCCAGGGCCACCUGGAGAACGAGGACAAGGACAGGCUGAUCGUGCAAGUGCCUUUCGGGACUCACGGAGGAGAGGCUGUUCUCUGCCAGGUGCACCUAGAACUACCUCCCACCUCUCCCGUCGUGCAGGCCGAAGACUUCGACCUGCUCAAAUCCAGCAACGUUCAAAGAUACGAAGUCCUUAAGGAGAUCCUGACCACCCUCGGCCUCAGCUGUGACAUCGGACAAGUUCCUGCCUUAACGCCCCUUCACUUACUGGUGGCGGCCGAGGAAAUCCGGGAUCCUCUCCUGCAGUGGCUGGGGAAGCAGGCGGGUCCUGGAGGCGUCAUAAAGUCCAGCAAGCUGUCCCUCCAGUUUGUCGCCUCCUGCACGUCCGAAGUCGAAGUCACGCCGGCCGCUCUGCCUGUGGUGACCGACACGACGGCCUUCUCAUCGGAGCACUUCAGCCUGGAGAUCUACCGGCAACACCUGCAGACGCAGCGGCUGGGAAAAGUAGUCCUGUUUGCCGAAGUGGCGUCCACCACCAUGGACCUUCUGGACGGGUUGAUGUUUGAGAUGCCGCAGGAAAUGGGUUUAAUCGCCAUCGCAGUCCGCCAGACACAGGGCAAAGGGCGAGGACGGAACGCGUGGCUGAGCCCCGUGGGAUGCGCCCCGUGCACACUGCUGGUCCGCGUGCCGCUGCGGUCCCCGCUGGGGCAGCGGAUCCCCUUCGUGCAGCACCUGAUGUCCCUGGCCGUGGUGGAGGCGGUCAGGUCCCUCCCCGGGUACCAGGACAUCAACUUACGGGUGAAGUGGCCCAAUGACAUCUACUACAGCGACCUCAUGAAGAUCGGCGGAGUUCUGGUCAACUCGACGCUUAUGGAAGAAACAUUUUAUAUACUUAUUGGCUGUGGGUUCAACGUGACGAACAGCAACCCCACCAUUUGCAUCAACGACCUCAUCUUGGCGUACAACAGGGAGCACGGGGCGGGGCUGGAGCCCCUGAGACCCGACUGUCUCAUCGCCAGGGCGGUGACCACGCUGGAGCGGCUGAUCGACAGGUUUCAGGACGGAGGGCCCAACGCCGUCCUCCCGCUGUACUACAGAUACUGGGCGCACAGUGCCCAGCAAGUCCGCCUGGGAAGCGCCGAGGGGCCGAAGGCGUGGAUCGUGGGCCUGGACGAUUCCGGGUUCCUGCAGGUUGACCGGGAGGACGGCCAGGUGGUGACCGUGCAUCCGGACGGCAACUCCUUCGACAUGCUCAGAAACCUCAUCGUCCCCAAAUCGCAGUAGUGCCCGGGCAGGAAGACGGGCUGG